Molecule: messenger RNA, 2022 nt
Organism: Linum trigynum
Lineage: Eukaryota; Viridiplantae; Streptophyta; Magnoliopsida; Malpighiales; Linaceae
Source: the annotation of a GenBank genome assembly
CAGGGUUAGGGUUGGUUGGUUUUCAUGUUGCUGCCGCCAACAGCUGUUCCUCUCAAUUGGCUAGGCUGAGCAGUUAGCUAUCUCCGAUUCCUCGCUUCUGCUGGGGUUUAUUAAAGAGCAAUGUCUGGUAUGGACGCGAUAGCAGGGGGACCAGUAACAAGGAGCUCAUCCCGUCAAACUCCUCUCCUCCGCCGCUGCGAAAGAGGACGGAAAUCAACCGCUAGCUUAAAUGCAAACCUUCGUGUUUGCGGAACCCAGCAGCGGUACCUACGCCGCAAGAGGCAGCGAGCAGCCAGCUAAUGUACCAAUUAGUUCAAAAUCGGAUUCUCCCAUCAGCGAUAUCUCCGGCAAUCUUCUCAUCCAUAUUCUUCAACGUCUUCCGGAUCCUAGAUCAGUUUGUGUUUGCAAAUCUGUCUGCAAGCAUUGGAACUUCCUCAUCUCCGAUCCGGGCACCCUCCGUCAGUUAGUUUCUUGACACAAGAUCAAUCCGACUGACGAAGGGCAGCGAUCCAUGUUGAUCUAUUUCGACCGGCCCGAAACACACGGUUCGAUCUUGAGGAAUUUUCCUAAUUUUUUUUCCAAUGGCAAUGGUCGCCGCCACAUCCAAGUUAUCUCAUGCUCCAAUGACUUGCUCUUGUGCGGGAGGAUUAGACCUAAAAACAGUGACCACCUUCUGCUCUGAGUCAUGGGAAUGGAAGUUCAGUUCUCUUGGGGUUCGGCCUUUGUCAGUUGAAUUACCAUUUCUACCUUCCACUGCACCCUAUAUUGGCGUCAGUAAUGCUCAUUCUACGUCCCUUGCUGGGAAGCUAUUUUGGAAGACUACAGGAGCCCAAGUUGCUGUUUACGAUCCUUUCAGCGAUCAAAGACUGCCAUUCAAAUUGAUUGAUUGUUCUCAUUUAUGGUCAAAUGAUAUUGCUAACAACAAUUUCUUGAUUGGGGUUUCUCAAGGCUAUUUGCGUGGGAUGGUGUUUCCACGCCCAGGUCGAGUUCACAGUAAAGGAUUCUUCCAUUGUUGGAAACUGGAAGAGGACAAGAGCGUGGUGGGCGGCUAUAGAUGGAGUUUUGAUUAUAAUGUGUCCAUGCGAAUGGUAUACAACAUUAUUGUCCCACAACUUAAAUUGAACAAGAUAGGAGGAAGGAGGAGGAUGCGGUUGGGGGUAUUGGGGGUUCAUCCCAGCAAGCCAGAGGUCAUCUAUUUUGAGUGUCAUGAUCAUAGUAAAAAGCAUAAUCAUGAUCCUUUCUUCUUCGACUUCCGCCAUCACUUCAGAGUUAAUGAUGGGAGCCUAAAACCUGAUCACAACUAUGAUCCUAUUUAUGUUGUCCCCUUUGAUGUGGUUAGGCAUAAGGUAGUUGGAGAGAUUAUACCAAUUGCUGAAAGUAAUGAGACCCAUCUUAGAUUUAAAAUGUGGGGCAUGUUUGGAGUAGAUGAUCCAAUCGGCUGGGCUGUGUUCCAGCCUGCGAUUCCUUUCUGGCCAACUCCAAUUCCGGUUCCAGAUUUUGCAAACGAAGUUGUUGAAGAAGAACCAGAAGAUGUGGACGAGAGUCAUAUGUAUGAAAAUGCUUUCCGUUACCUUGUCUGGUGACACAAUUGGUUUGGAGGCAAUGCUGAGUGAUGCUGCACUGUUGCUGUAACCUGUUAACUUCUAAAGCAAAAAUCUGCAUGAGCAGAGCUCAGCGUUAUAGUUCCUGAAUAAGAAAAAAUAAAAUUGGGUACCAAAUUGUAAUUUUGAUUGCCUGAAAUUUAGAUUCCAAUUUUAUUUUGGGCUUCUGAUAUUUGGAUUGACGAGGUUAUCUUAGCAGUUAGCAUAGGAUUUCCUAUUUGGGAGUUUGAUGGCAUCUAUACAAGCCAAGCUGAUUGGCAGAUAUGUUUGCUUGAAGAAGAAAGCUGAUUGGUUUUGAUUGACGAAGCAGCUUUGUAAUGCACUAUGUUUGUAAAGGUAAUUAGAUCACUAAUUAAACGUGCACUUUAUAUAUGAACGGUUGCUUUGUACUAGCUAAUGCAAGUAAAUGCUUUUUCUAAGA